AUGGAACCAAAAUCUCUAGAAUUCAGCGACUUGUACAUAGCAUGUGGAGAUGGAGAUAUCGAUUUGGUUCAAGGCUUACUCGCGUCCAUGUCUGUGGAACAAAUAAAUUCCAUUGAACCUAAUGGUAACACUGCACUACAUAUUGCUUCAUCAAACGGUCAUUCCAGAAUUGUCAAGUUACUGCUCGACACAGGAGUAGUGUCAAGAUCUAUUCGAAACCAACACAAUCUGACGCCCUAUGGUGAAGCCCAAUCAGAAGAGAUUCGACAAUUAUUUAAACGAAAAAAUGGUGCUGAACGAUUUGUUGAUGGCAUGCAGGACCAAGGAAUACGGAUUGAAUGGAUGAAAGCUGAUCCCACGGUUCAACGAGAAGUUGCUUGGGAACUCAAAAAUCAUAAGUGGCCAUGGCAUACAAAACCAGGUCUUGAUGAAUGGAUUAACUGUAUACGCGAAAAGUAUCUCGAUGGCUGCCUAAAAGAUAUGCAUGGUAUAGGUUUAAUUCGUUCCUUUUAUCAAAAGGCUCAAGCAAGUAAUGAUCCAGUACAAUUAAUAAAGGCAUAUACAGCAGAAACACAGUACUACAAAAUACUAAACGAACGGUUAGCUCAGUUACAUGAGUCACGUGAAAGUGAUAAUUGGUGGGGACAUCAAGAUCUUCUCGACAUAAUGUUAUCUCAUCCAUCUCUGGAUCGGUUCACAUAUAUAGGUACUACAUACCGAGGUAUGAGAAUUACGCAACAUGAUUUAAAACUGUAUUCUGUGGGUACUUUACUGAUGAACAAAGCAUUUCUAUCGACAUCAAAAGAUCGAGCAGUUGCUGAAGUUUUUGGUGAUUCAUGUGGCACUCAAGAUGGAAAGUUUUCGGCGAUCUGCAUGUAUGAAAUUCGUAAACCUCGUUCAGCAUUAGAAAAGCCUAUUCAAUUAUUCGAUAGUGGUUUUAUUGACCAUUAUUUAAAUAUCCAAAACGGCUACGUAAUUUUUUAA
Rotaria sordida is the source of this 984-nucleotide messenger RNA. The record is from the annotation of a GenBank genome assembly. NCBI's taxonomy places the organism in Eukaryota, Metazoa, Rotifera, Eurotatoria, Philodinida, Philodinidae.